Capsicum annuum is the source of this 1589-nucleotide messenger RNA. RefSeq names its product GDSL esterase/lipase At5g37690. NCBI's taxonomy places the organism in Eukaryota, Viridiplantae, Streptophyta, Magnoliopsida, Solanales, Solanaceae. The transcript has 6 exons. Gene Ontology annotation, molecular function: hydrolase activity, acting on ester bonds. The record is from RefSeq and is a predicted model, not a curated record. The coding region runs from base 332 to 1441 and encodes 369 amino acids.
ACCCCUGCAAAGUUGAGACGCAUUACAGUAAAUCUCGUCAAAGUUUAGGUUAUAUUUUUGACACUUCACUUUUAAUUUUAAGUAAGGAAGAUUUUCCCAUCAACAAGAAAAAAAUCAAAUCCAUCACCUACUAUGACUAAACUUGAAGUACAUGACAUACACUAAAAAAAAAAUGUAUGCACACUUAUAAAUUCUCACAAAUUCUCACAAUCAAUUGCAAGACAAAUAUCUCAUUCUAUCUCGAAAUAUUCAUUCACUCGAAACUGCUCUGCUAUCGAUUUAUUUUUUUUGCUUUACGUGAGCGAGAACGAGCUUUUUCGAGUUUUUCAGAAUGGUGAAUUUAGCCCAAGUUAUUGGAUUUUUGAUUAUUACAAUUGUUGCAUUUGUGGCAUCAGCUGGUGGUGAACAAGUUGUUACAUAUGUAUUUGGUGACUCAUUGACAGAAGUUGGGAACAAUAAUUAUUUGCAAUCUUUAGCUAAAUCUAAUUAUCCAUUUUAUGGAAUUGAUUAUGAAGGUGGAAAAGCUACUGGUAGAUUUACUAAUGGAAGGACUAUUGGUGAUAUUAUAUCUGAAAAACUUGGGAUUGAAUCACCACCCCCAUAUCUUUCAUUAGUACCAAAUGAUGAUGCAAUUUUGAAAGGGGUUAAUUAUGCAUCUGGUGGAGCUGGAAUACUCAAUGACACUGGACUCUAUUUUAUUCAGAGAAUGACAUUUGAUGAUCAAAUAAAUAGUUUUGAGAAGACAAAAGAAGCAAUCAAGGCUAAAAUUGGACAAGAAGAUGCAGAAAAACAUGUUAAUGAAGCUGUCUACUUUAUUGGAAUGGGUAGCAAUGACUAUGUCAAUAACUUCUUGCAACCCUUCUUAGCUGCCGGACAACAAUACACACAUGACGAAUUCGUAGAGCUUCUAGCAUCAACCUUAGGCGAACAAUUCACAAGGCUUCAUCAACUUGGAGCAAGAAAAAUAGUGUUCCAUGGACUUGGACCACUAGGUUGCAUUCCAUCACAAAGGGUGAAAUCUACAAGAGGAAUAUGUUUGAAACAAGUCAAUUUAUGGGUACAACAAUUCAAUUCAAAAGUCAAGAAAUUGGUUGACAAUUUGAAUAAGCAUCUUCCAUAUGCACAAAUGACAUUUGCAGAUACUUAUCCAUUAGUUCUAGACUUGAUUGAGAACCCCAAAGCUUAUGGUUUCAAAAUUUCCAAUACAUCAUGUUGCAAUGUGGACACAAGUGUUGGAGGGUUGUGUUUGCCAAACUCCAAGUUGUGCACAAAUCGAACUGAAUAUGUAUUUUGGGAUGCAUUUCAUCCAACAGAUGCAGCAAAUGCUGUGCUUGCAGAUCGAAUUUUCGCCACUUUGUUUCAUCAAACCACGUCAAGCCCUGCACCAGCACCAGCACCAACACGAGCACGGAAGUUUUUUUCAAGAAAACAUAGAAAUUGACUUGGAGGGUAAAAAAAAAGUAGACAAACGGGACCUAUUAUGAGACAUACAAUGUGUUACAUAACGAGACAUGUUAUAGUGAAAAAAAAAGGAUCAUUCGAAUUGUCAUCAAGGUUGCUAUUGCUAUUUGAUUCUAUUGUAAAUUGUU